CAGCUCAGCUCACACUGGGAGGAAAAGUUCUCUCCUGUCCUCUGCCUUCGGUUCCUGAGCCGAUUGUACUAAUUUAUGAAUGACUGAGGAAGGAUGCUCUGCAACUUGAGGAUACUUUUCUUAUCUGGACGCACUGUGGCUGUGUUGGAUGGCCGAGGGGGAACGUGAUGCUGUACCCUGCGCCUCUUGAGCAGGGAUGACCGAAGCCACCUGGUGCCCACCCUCAUCCUGCUCUUCGUCCUCUUUCUCCUCUGCCUCCGUGCUCAUACUUUUUCCCCUCGGACCCCUCUGGCAUGCGAGGGUCAAGUAAGCAGGAUUUUCCCAUCCAACCUCAAUCCUCUCUCCAACUGUGUUGUGAACCUGCUCCUCAGCGCCACACUUGACCCGAAGGCUUCCCAGGCAAAACAAAGGGAUUAACCAUGAACUUUGCUCUCACCAGAAGACACAGUGUGCCCUUAAACAGGAGACUGUGAGAUCUGAUGAAACUUAGCUGUGAGAGAUCUUUCUGAAAAUGACAUAUCCAAACACUCUUGUCAUGGUUGGAAUAUAUUAAACACAAGGAGACCAUGGAGGGAGACAGUGUCCUGAACUCCACUGUAAAUACCAGCACAAUGGAUGUCCACCUGGUCACCCACAGUCUGUGGGAGGUGAUCACCAUUGCGACUGUGUCGGCCAUAGUCAGCCUCAUCACCAUUGUGGGGAAUGUUCUGGUGAUGCUCUCCUUUAAGGUCAACAGCCAGCUGAAGACAGUGAAUAAUUACUACCUGCUGAGUCUGGCCGCUGCUGACCUCAUCAUAGGUGUUUUCUCCAUGAAUCUGUAUACCUCGUAUAUACUGAUGGGUUACUGGGCCUUAGGGAACCUCGCCUGUGACCUGUGGUUGGCGCUUGACUAUGUCGCCAGUAACGCCUCGGUCAUGAACCUGUUGGUGAUCAGUUUUGACAGAUAUUUUUCCAUCACCAGGCCCCUGACCUACAGGGCGAAGCGGACUCCCAAACGAGCUGGGAUCAUGAUAGGUUUGGCCUGGCUGGUGUCGCUUAUUCUGUGGGCCCCACCUAUUCUCUGCUGGCAAUACUUUGUAGGGAAAAGGACUGUCCCUGAGAGGCAAUGCCAGAUCCAGUUUUUCUCUGAGCCUGUGAUAACGUUUGGGACAGCCAUCGCUGCCUUUUAUAUCCCUGUAUCAGUCAUGACUAUCCUAUACUGUCGAAUCUACAAGGAGACAGAGAAGAGGACCAAAGAUCUGGCGGAGCUGCAGGGGAUUAACUAUCCCACUGACCCUGGGGUCGUCCAGCCUCAAAAGACCAUAAUCAGAUCCUGUUUUAGCUGUAAAUUAAGUAAGGCUUCACAUGACAGGAAUCAAGCCUCUUGGUCCUCCUCCAGCAGGAGCAAUGCGGCCAAAUCAGCAGCCACCACCAAUGACGAGUGGUCCAAAGCUGGUCAGCUGACCACCUUCAACAGUUAUGCCUCGUCCGAGGAUGAGGACAGGCCUGUGUCUCCAGGGGGCUUCCAGCCCUCCUUCAGGAACCAGGCUUGUGAGACCGUCAAGGGUGGAGUGGGCAGUGAGAGCGAGCAGCUCAGCAGCUAUGAAGAGGAUAGCUUCUUCCAGACGCCACCCAAGAGCAACUCUCAGAAGAGCAGCAAAUGUGUGUCCUACAAGUUCAAGCCUGUGGCCAAAGACGCUCACGUGGAGCAACACAGCAAAAACGGAGACACCAAAAUGGCGUCGCCGACCUUUUCCUCCGCCGAGUCCAUGAGCGUCCCGUCCACUUCCUCGACGUCCAAGCCCAUAGACGCCACGCUGAAGAGCCAGAUCACCAAGAGGAAGAGGAUGGUGCUGAUCAAGGAGAGGAAGGCAGCUCAGACUCUCAGCGCCAUCUUGCUGGCCUUCAUCCUAACAUGGACACCUUAUAACAUCAUGGUGCUUAUUUCCACCUUCUGCUCAGACUGCAUUCCCGUCUCACUUUGGCAUCUGGGCUACUGGCUGUGCUACGUCAACAGCACCGUCAACCCCAUGUGCUACGCCCUUUGUAACAAGACUUUCCAAAAGACCUUCCGUAUGCUCUUACUUUGCCAGUGGAAGAAGAAAAGGAUUGAGGAGAAGUUAUACUGGUAUGGACAAAACCCUGUGGUUAGCUCCAAACUGACAUAAACUGUUAUUGUUUUUUAUGAUGGUGUAUGGCUGUAAAUUAUAUGAUGUUAUUGAUUAUCUUUGCUUCAUGAACUUGAAUUCUACACAGUAGUAGAGGUAAGAAUAUUAUAUCCAGGAGCUGGUUCAAUUUAUAAUUUAAGUUGGUCAUUAAUCAUUAAGUCUGCCACAGUAUAUGUUAAUUACUGCUCCAACAUUGGAAAUGAA
This is a messenger RNA of Anoplopoma fimbria (sablefish), 2351 nucleotides long. RefSeq names its product cholinergic receptor, muscarinic 5a (gene chrm5a). Gene Ontology annotation, biological process: chemical synaptic transmission; G protein-coupled receptor signaling pathway, coupled to cyclic nucleotide second messenger; adenylate cyclase-inhibiting G protein-coupled acetylcholine receptor signaling pathway. The coding region runs from base 567 to 2147 and encodes 526 amino acids. Lineage: Eukaryota; Metazoa; Chordata; Actinopteri; Perciformes; Anoplopomatidae. Gene Ontology annotation, molecular function: G protein-coupled acetylcholine receptor activity; G protein-coupled serotonin receptor activity. Gene Ontology annotation, cellular component: plasma membrane; dendrite; synapse. The transcript is spliced from 2 exons. The record is from RefSeq and is a predicted model, not a curated record.